CGCACCGCUUUCGGGACCAAAGCCUCCAAGGUGGCCGGCGUUCGGGAAGCGAAGCGAAUUUGUAGUUCGGUAUAUAAGCCCGCUCCAGAGCCACGGAUAGUCACAGUUUGGCUUCUGCCUGUACUCAGUGAGCAACAAACGAGUUCCACCAAACGUAUCCGUACCCGUGCAAAGAUGAAAUUCUUCGUCGUUGUCGCUCUGGCCCUGGUUGCCGUCGUUGCCGCCCAGGACAAGUACACCACCAAGUACGAUGGUGUCGAUCUGGACGAGAUCCUGAAGUCGGACCGUCUGUUCAACAACUACUACAAGUGUCUGCUGGAUCAGGGCCGCUGCACCCCGGACGGUAACGAGCUGAAGCGCAUCCUGCCGGACGCACUCAAGACGGACUGUGCCAAGUGUAGCGAGAAGCAGAAGACCGGCACGGAGAAGGUGAUCAACUACCUGAUCGACAACCGCAAGGAUCAGUGGGAGAACCUCCAGCAGAAGUACGAUCCGGAGAACAUCUACGUCAACAAGUACCGCGAUGAGGCCAAGAAGAAGGGCAUCAACCUGUAAGGUGGUUGGGACGCUGUGUUUUUGUCAGUGUCGGCUAACGCGACCAAGAUCGGAAUCGGACGAAGCAAUGACUGGUGAAUGGCGUGCUACCGUUUAAGAACACUGAUAUGGAUCAAUACCGAGCAAAUCAACUGCAACCAAGUGCCUCUUUAACUACGCAAAACACACUCACACUCAGCAUAUAUAGCUCCGUCAACGGUGCAGCAGAAUACGAAGCAGUAUAGUUUAGACCGAGCCGUUCGGCCGUACGAUUCGUGCGUGGCCGAUCGGUAUCGGAGAAAGGAUGUGAUAUGCGAACAGGAGAAGAGUGCCAGCAAAACCAAGUCGAAUCCUAUGGGUUUAUGAAAGCGUAAUUUGUUUUAAUCGAACAAUCCCGUCAACUUACGAUCGCAACGCAGCUGCCAACCCAAAAACGGUCUGCGUUGCGCUCGAGCUGUGCCUUCUGAGUGAACUUCAAACUUAUAAAACUUCAUCCAGUACACAAAAAUAAACUUACCAACAAACAAUU
Messenger RNA from Anopheles moucheti, 1063 nucleotides. Its product is annotated as ejaculatory bulb-specific protein 3-like. The transcript has 2 exons. The record is from RefSeq and is a predicted model, not a curated record. Bases 175 to 555 code for a protein of 126 amino acids. Lineage: Eukaryota; Metazoa; Arthropoda; Insecta; Diptera; Culicidae.